Messenger RNA from Dermacentor albipictus, 1922 nucleotides. Its product is annotated as RYamide receptor-like. Gene Ontology annotation, cellular component: plasma membrane. Gene Ontology annotation, biological process: neuropeptide signaling pathway. The record is from RefSeq and is a predicted model, not a curated record. NCBI's taxonomy places the organism in Eukaryota, Metazoa, Arthropoda, Arachnida, Ixodida, Ixodidae. Gene Ontology annotation, molecular function: neuropeptide Y receptor activity.
UCUCGGCGAGAUAAAUGAUGUAUAAGCACUGCUCGAUCUGUGUGCCCACACAGGCGACACAUGGCUGCCGCCAACCACAGCAUCGGUAUUGUAGAAAAAAAAGGAGCCUACCGAAGAGCUGGAGGAGGCGGGGUGCGUUGAACAGAGUUUGCGUCGGCGGCGACGUCACGGGCGGCGCGCACCGUCGGCGUGCGGGGCGCGCGCGGACGCUCCAGGCUCCGCAAUCGACCUCGCGGGCCGAACACACGCGGUUGUGCCUCCGCCACGUCCGGGCGCGCGCUCUUCUCGGCUCUCCCGCUGCUACCGCCGCUGCUGCCGCCAGCAUGGACCACGAGUCCGCCAACCGGACGGUCGCCGGCAACGGCACUCUGGGGUCGGCGUCACCUCUGAACACCACGUCCGACGAAGACGAGCUGUACCAGGUGCCCGUGGAAAUCAUCGUGCUGCUGUCCUUCUGCUACGGACUCAUCUCGCUGGUGGCCGUGGCCGGAAACUCCAUGGUGCUCUGGAUCGUGGCUACGUCGCGACGCAUGCACACUGUCACCAACUUCUUCAUCGCCAACCUGGCCGUGGCCGACAUCAUCAUCGGACUGUUCUCCAUCCCGUUCCAGUUCCAGGCCGCUCUGCUGCAGCGCUGGGUGCUGCCAGAGUUCAUGUGCGCCUUCUGCCCGUUCGUCCAGGUGCUCUCGGUCAACGUGUCCAUAUUCACGCUGACCGCCAUCGCGCUGGACCGCUACCGCGCCGUGACGGCGCCGCUGCGCGCCCGCUGCUGCUCCAAGUUCAACGCCAAAGUACUCAUCGGCAUCGUGUGGGCCGUGUCGACGGCGGCCGCCCUGCCGUACGCCCUCGCACUGCGCGUCAUCCUCGUCUACGACUCCGCGUCCGGCGAGGUGUCGCGACCCUUCUGCAUCAACGUGGUCCUGCCGCCGUUCGCCUGGAAGGUGUACAACCACGUGCUCGUCGGCCUGCAGUACUUUCUGCCACUGUGCGUCAUCUGCUACACUUACGGACGCAUCGGUGGCGCGGUGCGUAACUCACGCACGCCGGGCAACGCCGAGACUGUGCGUGACACCAACAUCAUCCGCAACAAGCGAAAGGUGACCAAGAUGAUACUGGUGGUCGUGGCCAUUUUCGCCAUCUGCUGGCUGCCUUACCAGACGUACAACAUUCUCCAGGAGCUCUAUCCCGUCAUCAACCAGUAUCGCUACAUCAACGUCAUUUGGUUCUGCUCCCACUGGCUUGCCAUGAGCAAUUCCUGCUACAACCCUUUCAUUUACGCCAUAUAUAGUGAGAGGUUCAGCGCCGAGUUCCGGGCCCGGAUGCGCUGCUGCUCGUCCAGGAGCAAGCAGGAGGAGGCACGCUGCUACCGGCAGACGCCCACCUCCGUGUCGACGCGCUACUCGAUGCGCUCCUACUCCUGAGCGGAGGCCCCGCACCGCAACGAGCCGCUGCGCCCGGUGCAGGCCGCAGAGCAGAGCGUGUAGCGUCGCCUCGGUGGCCGCGGGUGACGUUCGCCGAGGCUCAGUGCGCGAGCUGAAAGACCGAACGCUCGAUUUGUCGAGCGGUGAAUUUGUGUGGUUGGAGCGCCGUUGUAUGCCAGCGGUGCCCCUGCAGGCUUGUGAUCAGAGGUCGUAUUGUUACGCGCGAUGAGCGUAUAGAUAUGACGCUUGGUCGAAGGUGGCUGGCGAAACCGACCACGCUGUCGAAGCGCAGUGAACGUUACGGUGCGAUUGUUGUAAGAGAACACGUGCUGCGGCUGGUUUAGGGGUUAGUCUGUCGGUUUUAAUACGUAUGCGCUUUGAGGCGAGUCUCGAUCGCAACGUAAAUAUAGUGCUGAAGGUGUACUGAACAAGUCGUUCGGCCGAUUGCGGGACGGUCGCCGAGAAUGAGAAAAAGAGUAAAGCCCAAGUUACGGCCGAGAA